AUGCGUUUCCUGUCUAUCCUGACAGCGCUGACCAGCCUUCUGAGCCUGCGGGCUGAAGCAGCUGAUAGUGUCGACUACUCGCAGUAUGUCAAUGCCCUCAUGGGAUCCGAGGGGCCAACGCCAGGCCAGGGUUUCGGUGGAGGAGACAUCUUUGUAGGUGGUGCGCGCCCAUUUGGGGUCGUUAAGUUUGGUCUCGACAGUACCGCUGCAAAUUGGAGCAUUGCCGUGCUCAACGGUGGAUGGACGCCAGAUGGCAAUGUCACGGCCUUCACAAUGAUGCACGAGAGUGGCACCGGAGGAGAGCCCAAGUAUGGCAUAAUUCCUCAAAUGCCGUUGACGUCGGUUGAUGCACCAGUGAAUAUUCUCGACAAUCAGACAUACUCUCAGCCUAGAAUUGGAAAUGAUACUGCUGGGGUCGGAUAUUUUAAGACGAGCUUGCAAAGCGGUGUUGUUGCUGAGCUUUCGGCAUCUCGACAUGCUGGUAUCAUCACCUAUUCGUUUCCAAAAGGACAAAAACAUGUCCUAGUGGAUGUUUCCCAUGUAAUAUCUCCCUGGAUCUCCGGGGAUACAAAUCCCCAAUUCUACGUUGGAGGUGAAAUUGAGAUUAACGAUGACGGAAAGUCAUACCAAGGUUAUGGAACAUACAUUGGCGGAUGGAAUAAUGGUGCCGCGUAUACAGUGUACUUCUAUGGAGAAUUCUCCCAAAACACUAAAUCUGCCCAAACGUUCACAGGAAUCAACACAGACCCUAUGCCACGGUAUCAGACUUUAGCCAAUGGAGGUAUCCCCGAUCCUAUAUACGGUAAUAAAACCACCAAGGCAACCUCUGGACCUAUGAAUUUGCGCGUUGGGGCUCUAUUUAGUUGGGAUGACGGUGCAGCUGCUCAGGUUACAUCUAGAAUCGGAAUCUCAUUCAUGUCUGUCCAGAAAGCCAAAGGCUACAUUGCUUCGGAAAUCCCGUCGUGGAGCCUGAACGAUUCUGUUGCUGAGUCUGUGAAGGAAUGGAAUCAAGACGUCUUCAGCAAGAUCCAAGUUCCAGUGGACAAGUCAGCUAAUGUGACUAACCUAAGACUUCUAUACAGCUCGCUGUACUUUAUGCAUCUCAUGCCGUCAGAUCGGACUGGAGAGAAUCCUUUGUGGGAGUCAUCAGAGCCAUUCUGGGAUGAUUUUUAUACGAUGUGGGAUAUUUUCCGCUGCACAGUUAGUUUCUACCAUGUCUUGCAGCCAGCAUAUUAUGAGUCUAUGAUCCGUGGUCUUGUUGAUAUUUACAAACACCAAGGAUUUAUGCCUGAUGGAAGAUCAGGAAACUGGAAUGGCUUGGUACAAGGAGGAUCAGAUGCAGACAAUGUCCUUGCAGAUGCUUAUGUGAAGGGGCUGCGUGGUGCCAUCAACUGGACAGAAGCAUAUGCAGCCAUGGUCAAAGAUGCCGAAGUCAUGCCUUACAACACAUACGAUCCCACAGAUUACACAGCAAGCACGAAGGAAGGUAGGGGUGCGCUGAAUGACUGGCUUGAGCUCGGAUAUGUGUCUGUGGAUCGGAACACUCGAUGCAUCUCACGAACGGUGGAAUACAGUCUCAACGAUUUCUCAUUGAGUCAAGUGGCAGCCGGUAUCCAACCUGACGAUAAGCAGAAGUAUUUGAACCGAUCUGCCGGCUGGCAGCUUAUCUGGGAUCAUGACUUGACGAGUUUAAAUUUUACCGGGUUCCUGGCACCAAAGUAUUCAAAUGGCUCGUUCAACCAUAGCGACUAUGAUCCUUUGUACUGUGGUGAGUGCGAGUGGAGCUCAAUCACAUACGAGGCCGUUCCUUGGGAAUAUUCUUUCGUUAUUCCACACGAUAUGGAGACGUUGAUCGAGUUUAUGGGCGGUAAUUCCACCUUUGAAUCUCGAUUAGACAUCAUGUUUGAACCCGGCGUUGCCAAGCAGAACCUUGGGGCCAACGGAGCAGGCAUUACAACACUCAUGAAUAUAGGAAACGAGCCCGACUUCAUGACCCCUUACUUGUAUCACUACAUAAACAAGCAAGCGAAAUCGGUGCAGCAAACACGAAAUCUUAGUAACACAUACUACAAAGACGCCGCAUACGGAAUCCCCGGCAACAGUGAUGCCGGCGCCAUGAACUCCUGGCUCCUCUGGCAGCUCUGUGGCCUGUACCCCGUGGUCACCCAACCAGUCUACCUGAUCGGUUCGCCGUGGUUUCCCGAAAUCAAUAUGACGGUGAACGGUAACAAGACUCUGCAUAUCACAGCCACUGGACUCGACGAGGGUUACUAUGUGCAGAGCGUGAAGGUAAAUGGGAAACAGUGGGAUAAGAACUGGCUGAGCCACGAGGAUAUUUUUGUCAAUGGUGGUAGCAUUGAAUUUGAGUUGGGACACGAUAUGAGGAACUGGGAGACUGGCUAUGUGCCGCCUUCGCCUGGUCAUUACAAAUUAUAG
Messenger RNA from Talaromyces proteolyticus, 2436 nucleotides. Its product is annotated as glycosyl hydrolase. The transcript is spliced from 11 exons. The record is from RefSeq and is a predicted model, not a curated record. Gene Ontology annotation, biological process: protein deglycosylation; protein quality control for misfolded or incompletely synthesized proteins; glycoprotein catabolic process. The coding region runs from base 1 to 2436 and encodes 811 amino acids. Gene Ontology annotation, molecular function: peptide-N4-(N-acetyl-beta-glucosaminyl)asparagine amidase activity; carbohydrate binding. Lineage: Eukaryota; Fungi; Ascomycota; Eurotiomycetes; Eurotiales; Trichocomaceae. Gene Ontology annotation, cellular component: cytosol; nucleus.